Molecule: messenger RNA, 1739 nt
Organism: Larimichthys crocea (large yellow croaker)
Lineage: Eukaryota; Metazoa; Chordata; Actinopteri; Sciaenidae
Gene: rgs4
Product: regulator of G protein signaling 4
Exons: 5
Coding region: 109-738 (209 amino acids)
Source: RefSeq, a predicted model, not a curated record
CCUAGUGUCUUAUCCUGGAGAACGCUGCUGUAUAAACUCUCACGCACUGUUGCUUCCUUCUCCUCAUUCACAACAACACUACUGCCUUUGGAUCUUUAAGGCUGCAUCAUGUGUAAAGGACUUGCAACACUUCCAGCGACGUGCUUGAAAAGUGCCAAAGACAUCAAGCACAAAAUAAGCUUCUUGCUCCAGAAGCCUGAAGCCCAAACAGCAGAUCAGAAGCCAGUGAAAGAGAAGACCGCCACCGCCGCCGCUGCAAAGAGGGCGCCUGCUGCAGCCGAGGUGGGGAAAUGGAAGGAGUCUUUCAGCCACAUGAUGAGCAGUGAAACGGGUCGCAUCGUCUUCACGAGUUUCCUGAAGUCGGAGUUCAGCGAGGAGAACAUGAACUUCUGGGUCGCCUGCGAAGACUACAAGAAGAUCGCCCCCUCCAAGUUGGCGACCAGAGCCAAGCAGAUCUGCCAGCAAUACGUUGAUGUGGAUGCUCCUAAUGAGGUAAACUUAGAUGCAGCGACCAGAGAGGAAACGAAGCAGAACGUCGAGAGCGCCUGCCCGUCGUGUUUCGACGAAGCUCAGAAGAUGAUCUACACUUUAAUGGAGAAGGACUCCUACAGGCGCUUCCUCAACUCCAAACUGAUCCAGGAUCUGUGUCAGACCCAGACCACCAAUUCUCAAGAGAAGAAGGAGAAGAAAAACUGUGACUUUGCGGAGAACAGGCAGGUGUUAACCGGUGGCGCCUAAACGGCGAGCGAACAGGAAAGAGUAGAGGAAGGUGCCAAAGACUGAAAAUGUAUGAGAAGGUAGACGCUGGUCUGGUUUGUGUCCAGUGUUUAAAGAACGGAAGAAACAGAGGUUAAGAAGGUGACUUAAAAGUUAACGUGACACAUGGUCAAGCAUUUAUAACUUUUUUGAUACUUGCUGUUAAUUCUUGGAAGUCAUUUAAAGUUUUGACGUGAUGUCCACAUUUGCCCAUUUCUGUCUUCACCAUCAGCUGCCGAAUCACAAAAAAAGAUUAAGUGACUAAAUAAAUAUAUCAGUGUACGUACAGAUGUUUGCAUUAUGAAGUGUAGCUCCUGGUUUCACCUGCUCUUCAAGUCAUAGCCAGACCCACAACAGAAACUCUACCUAAAUCUGAAGCUACCUCCACUCAACACACACCUUUAAAAACAACGCAAUGUAGCGACUUCUUUAUAACACAGACACCAAAAAUCAGUGAGAACUGUUAGAAGAGUAGAGGUGACUAACCUAUCAGUAUUAGUACAUUUACUACAAGCUCCGUAUGACUCAUCACAUGUUCAUGGAAAAGCUAAAGGAUACUGACGUGUUGUCGUCACUCUCUCAGCAUGGCUGUGCUGUAAUACAGAAGAUAUCCGCACCGUGCCAAACGUUGACUUUGUGUGUACUUCUAGUGAGAAUUGUAAGCAUGCUUCAACAUCUCUGUAUCGAUUUUCUGUUGCAUGUCGUAUAAUCACUUAACCGCAGCCGAUUAAAGUCAAAUUGUGAGUCGUUUGAUUUGGACGGGUUCCCCCGCUGUUCUGUUCACAUGUUUAUUACUGUCAUUCGUGCAGGGGGAACUUACUGGUGUGUUUAUUUUCAUUGAAUGUAUAUCCGGCGGCCUUGCUCACUAAAAUGUAUCUUGUGAUGAACUACAAACUGUAUGUAUAUUUAUUAAAUAACGUCAUUGUCCUAUUUAUAUCGUCUAUGACUAUUCACAAAUAAAAUGAUGUGUUGGAUGAUCAGAA